AAGUAUUCUUAAUCGCCAAGCCAUCCCUCUAGUCCUUUACAUUCAUGGAAAUGUGUAUAAAGUUUUACACACGUACAACAAAUUGUCCUCAAGUACAAGCAUAUUGGAUGUUUCCAAACAUAUGCUUAGAAGAUUAUAUUUGGGGUAGGGUGGAGUUAGUGCUGAGGAUAUGCCUAGGCUGUUAAGAGCACUGUCUGCUCUUUCAGAGGACCUGAGUUCAUUCCUAGCACCCACAUGGGGCUAACAGCAGUCUUUUAACUCCAGUUGAAGGGGAUCCAAUGUCCUUUUCUGGUCUCUGAGGGCACCAGACAUGCAGGUGAUGUACAGGCAUGUAUGCAGGCAAAACACCCAUGUUUGUGUAAAACACCUAUUUUGUUUUGUUUUGUUUCUUUUGAGAUAGGGUUUCCCUCUGGGCUUGGACAUCACUAUUGGCUGGUUUUAAAUCAAGGCUAUCCUCCUGCCUCAGUCUCUUUUUCUUUUUUAGAUUUAUUUAUUUAUGUAUGUGAGUACACUGUAGCUGUACAGAUGGUUGUGAUCCUUCAUGUGGUUGUUGGGCUCUGGUCGAUCCUGCUCGCUCUGGUUGGCCCCGCUCACUCUGGCCCAAAGAUUUAUUUAUUAUUAUAAAUAAGUACACUGUAGCUGUCUUCAGACACCCCAGAAGAGGGUGUCAGGUCUCAUUACGGAUGGUUGAGAGCCACCAUGUGGUUGCUGGGAUUUGAACUCAGGACCUCCGGAAGAGCAGUCAGUGCUCUUACCUGCUGAGCCAUCUCGCCAGCCCCUGCCUCAGUCUUCUAAGUACUGGGAUUACAAGCAUGAACUUUUGUGUGUGCACGGAUUAGUGAUGGAAUUCCCUAGUCAAGACUCUACCAGUGAGCCACAUACUUAGACACUAAAAGAUAUUUAAGUUUAUUCAUGAAAGAUCUUGGACAGAAACCAGAGCUUGUGAGCCAGGUCUAGUGACUUAAACCUGUAUCUACUUGGUAAAGUAUAGCAGGAGAAUUACUUGAGGUCAGGAGUUGGACAGCAGCAUGUGUAAUAGAAAAUCACAAGACUCUGUCUCAAACAAGCAAAAAAUAAAUAUGAGAAUUUAUAUUACCUGAGAAAUUUGGUCAAUUAUGCCAGCUAGAUAAUCUUAGCCUCUGGGUGGUGGCAGCAGAAAUGCCAGAAGUUCUUGUUUAUUCUCAAGUGUUUGAUGAGACUCUACUUUUUAAAAAUCCAAAAUAAAUCUCUGUCUAUAAAGACAAAACACUUUCUAUAAUUCUCAUAUCUCAAGUAAAAAUAAUUGGUACUCAGAGUGAUUCCAAGCUGGGCCCAGCUGCGUACACCUGUAGUUCAGCAGUCAUGACAUUGCGGUAGGAGGAUCAUGAGUUUACAGUCAGCAAGAGUCACACAGAAGGGCCCUGUUUCAGAAAAGCACAAACAACCAAACAACACCACCAACAAAAACCCUUGCAGUUCUUCCUUUGUGGUCACUGGUUUUCAGCUUGGUGUACGAGGAAAUAUUUAACUCUAACCCUCUGUCUCUUUUUCUCCUUCAGUUGAUUUUAUCACACAGAGCAAGGGGUGGACUGAAAGUCACCAUACUCUCCUGUAAGCUUGCAGAUCCUACUGAGGCAAGCAGGAACCUGGCUAGACAAGGACAUACUUAAAACCAGAUUUUGCUCCAAAUUCUGGGAAAAUAUAGACAUUUAACUCUUACGAUGGAAUGUUAGCUUGAGAAUUAUGUGUAAAAUUACAUUUUGCCUAAAUGUGGUAAAAUUAUUUCUUAGAUUGUCACUGUUUCCUUCUAGAGUUAGCUCAGCCCCCUGGAAUACCAUUUCUAUUAACCUUACCCUGUCUACUCUCACAUGGGGAAAUGUUUGCUUAUGUACAGAAAUAAACAUGCUUGGUCUUCCUCCCAGAUAUGAAUGAUUUCUUUGUCUCUCGAAGAAGGUUAGAAGCCCCCAAAAUGUCCUCUCCGUAGUGUGGUGGCAGAUAUCACUUGACAGGACACAGUGAAAGGUUCCUGAUAUUGGAGAGAAGGCAAGCCCGCGCAGGAUCUGGUCUGGCUUUGGUGAUGACAAGCUGGAGCUACCUGGUGCAGGCUAAGGCUUGCUGAUGCAAGCUUGGCACUUAUGAAUCAGCAGGGAGGGGACCAACUUCAAGAGCUAUGGGAGUGAUGUGUGAGCCUCAGGAACUUUGAAGAGGGAAUUUUCUCAAGACAUCGGCGUGGCAGCUGUUUCUCAUCCCACUCCUCUCUGCAACAGCACAGGGCGAGCACAAUGCUCAGCCCCACACAGAUCUGAGCUACUCGUUUCAGGCACUGGCCCCUCUACAAGAUCCACCCUAGUUCGGCACCAGUUGUGAACCUCAAAUCUGAUCCAUUGUCCUGCAGAGGGCAGGACACAAGAAAAGUCAGGCCCUGCUGGGACUAUCUCUGUGUCACUCAGACUUCAGGAAGAAUCUGACUGUGCAGCAAGACAUAAUGAAGGUUGAACUACUGCCUGCCCUGACUGACAACUACAUGUACCUGAUCAUUGAUGAGGACACCCAGGAGGCCGCCAUCGUGGACCCAGUGCAACCACAGAAGGUUAUAGAAGCUGCGAAAAAGCACCGUGUGAAACUGACCACAGUGCUCACCACUCACCACCACUGGGACCACGCUGGUGGGAACGAGAAGCUGGUGAAGCUGGAGCCUGGGCUGAAGGUUUAUGGAGGUGAUGACCGCAUCGGAGCCUUGACUCACAAGGUCACACACCUCUCCACACUGCAGGUGGGGUCUCUCAGUGUCAAAUGCCUGUCAACACCCUGCCAUACUUCGGGACACAUCUGUUACUUUGUGAGCAAGCCUGGGAGCUCAGAGCCUUCUGCUGUGUUCACAGGUGACACAUUGUUUGUUGCUGGCUGUGGGAAGUUCUAUGAGGGAACUGCAGAUGAGAUGUACAAGGCGCUGCUUGAAGUCUUGGGCCGGCUUCCUCCAGACACAAAAGUCUACUGUGGUCAUGAAUACACCGUAAACAACCUUAAGUUUGCACGCCAUGUGGAGCCCGGCAAUGCUGCCAUUCAAGAGAAACUAGCCUGGGCCAAGGAGAAGUAUGCCAUCGGGGAGCCCACGGUGCCAUCCACCCUGGCAGAAGAGUUCACCUACAACCCCUUCAUGAGAGUGAAGGAGAAGACUGUGCAACAGCAUGCUGGCGAGACAGACCCUGUGACCACCAUGAGGGCCAUCCGCAGGGAGAAGGACCAGUUCAAGGUGCCUCGGGACUGAGGCACACCCACGCUGGGACAGGGACUUCUAACCGACUGGCCUGCUGCUAAUGCAGGACAGUCUACUUUUCAGUUAAUUCAGAGCCCUUAGCUUGUGUUAUCAAAUGUUCUAAUGCAUAUUUAUAAGAGAAAAAAGGUUUAAAGUAUUUAUUCCCAUAA
Mus musculus (house mouse) is the source of this 3405-nucleotide messenger RNA. RefSeq names its product hydroxyacyl glutathione hydrolase (gene Hagh). The transcript is spliced from 9 exons. Gene Ontology annotation, cellular component: cytoplasm; mitochondrial matrix. The record is from RefSeq and is a predicted model, not a curated record. Gene Ontology annotation, molecular function: hydroxyacylglutathione hydrolase activity. Lineage: Eukaryota; Metazoa; Chordata; Mammalia; Rodentia; Muridae. Gene Ontology annotation, biological process: methylglyoxal catabolic process. Bases 2465 to 3247 code for a protein of 260 amino acids.